Messenger RNA from Rasamsonia emersonii CBS 393.64, 495 nucleotides. RefSeq lists its product as uncharacterized. NCBI's taxonomy places the organism in Eukaryota, Fungi, Ascomycota, Eurotiomycetes, Eurotiales, Trichocomaceae. The annotation marks the transcript as partial. The transcript has a single exon. The record is from RefSeq and is a predicted model, not a curated record.
UGGAUGGGUGUACCGUCCGUGACACCAGGGAGAAAGAACAGCCGGCAAUGGGCAUGGCUGGGCUUUUGCCGUUCUAGGUCUGCCUUUCGCGUUGUUGCAGGGUUUGAAUGCUUUCGUUCGCUUACAACAGCAUACAGACUACGGAGGUUCCGUCUUGGUGGCCGACUUGUCGAAUGUGCGGUUCCACAAUCAAGGAGCAAAAGAUACGAACCGAGUCUGGAGUCUGGAGACGAUCGAUCUACAGUAGCACAGAUCACAUCGAUGGAAUGUGAGUCGGGCAAUGCGGUCCCAUACGGAGUACACCAUACAGCUUGUGCUGUAUGCUUGCUGUAUGCGUAUGCUGUCUGCUGUACUAUGAUGGAGCGCGUAACCAAACCGUGCAGAUGCCACCGGCCGACCGCCUACGCAGAUAGGUAUAUCGCAGAGAAUGGCCAGCCCGAGCUAAGGGAAAGUUAUCUCCAUUGGUGCAGGCCCAUGACCGUGCAGCUUACCUAG